Molecule: messenger RNA, 866 nt
Organism: Dreissena polymorpha
Lineage: Eukaryota; Metazoa; Mollusca; Bivalvia; Myida; Dreissenidae
Product: E3 ubiquitin-protein ligase rnf213-beta-like
Exons: 5
Coding region: 57-866 (269 amino acids)
Molecular function (GO): ubiquitin-protein transferase activity; ATP binding; ATP hydrolysis activity
Source: RefSeq, a predicted model, not a curated record
UACACAUAAGUGAGGAAAGCCCGUCUACAUCUUUCUUGCAUGACGAAGAUGAAACGAUGGUAGACGAAGCAAUUCUUAAUAGACUUACACUUCGGAGAACUUGGGAAAGCAGUCCGCACCCGUACCUGUUUUUCAACUCAGAUCACUUCACAUUCACGUUUUUGGGCUUUUUCAUUGAUAAAACCACUGGUAAUUUGAUUGACCUACAGACUUCACGCGUGCUUGAACAAGCUAUUAUGGCGCCGAAUCUAUACGAUGCCCUUGAUAGAAACAGAGUUCCUCUCCAAGAAAACUUUGAUAAUCUGCAACGAGACCAGAAGAUAUUGAAAUUGUGCAAUGUUAUGGGUAUCGGAGUACCACAUGAUCCAGACAGUACCUAUGAGCUAACAACGGACAAUGUCAAGAAAAUAUUGGCGAUCUAUAUGAGAUUUAGAAGUGACAUUCCUGUUGUUAUAAUGGGUGAAACCGGAUGUGGUAAAACACGACUGGUCAAGUUCAUGUGUGCCCUGCAGUGUCCACCAGGAGUAAACGUCAACAAUAUGAUUCUGAUGAAGGUGCAUGGUGGAACAAUUAAAGAAGAUAUUAAACGAAGUAUCACGAAAGCGGAAGAACAAGCCAGACAAAACGCUCGAAUAAUGGCUGAAUACAAAACGAAGAUAUACACUGUAUUAUUCUUUGAUGAAGCGAAUACCACGGAGGCGAUUGGACUCAUUAAAGAGGUCAUGUGUGACAAAUCUAUUUGUGGUGAACCACUGAAGUUCUACGAGAACCUAAAAGUUGUAGCAGCCUGUAACCCAUACAGAAAGUAUGUUGAAAAAGUAUUAACCUUAGAAAAUUCUGGCUUUGUGGUUUUCUUGUUUAUUUAA